AUGGCUUCUUCAUUCCUCAUCGUUGGUGCCACAGGCAAUACCGGCCGCAGUGUGGUCGAGACCCUUUCGAACCAACUUCAAGCCAGCAAGACCUUCUCCAGCUAUCGCAUCCUCGCCAUGACCCGUUCCGCAAACAGCUCCUCGGCAAAAGCACUGGCCAAAUUUCCGCAUGUAGAAAUUGUCGAAUACAACUGGACCGAGAUCACUACGGAGUGGCUGCGCGAACAUAAGGUUGCCAGAGCUUUCAUCGCUUCACACAAUGAGCCACCCCAUUUCGCGGAAGAGUCCACAUUCCACCUUGCGGCCCUUGGUGCUGGCGUCAAGUACGUUGCGCGCAUCUCCACGACAGCCGCAAAUGUUCGUCCAGACUGCAAAGCGUACUAUCCGCGUGCGCACUGGGCGAUUGAGGCCAUGCUUGAUUCGUCAGCCUUUGGAAGUAUGCACUGGUCAUCUCUGCAGCCCAAUGUGUUCUCACAACUCUACCUUGGCCCCGCUGCUGGACUCAUCAAAACCGUCCGCGAUGGCGGCAAGCAACACACACUUCGCCUGAUGGCGAACGCUGAUACUCCAGUUGGCAUCAUCGAUCCCUCAGAGGUUGGGGUCUUCGCUGCGCAUCUCCUACUCCAGGACGACACUUCUGCGCACAACAAGCGUAGGUAUGUCCUCAACGGCCCUGAGGAUAUCACGGGAAAUCAGAUCGUAGCGAUGGUUGAGAAGCAUAUUGGCGCCAAGGUCGAGGAUGUCAAGUUCCAAGACGUCUCGUUCAUAGACGACAUGGCUGCUGCAUCGAGCCACUCAAAGAACGUGAUAAAAACUAUUAAAUUUGCUCCGGAGACAGCAUGGGAGGGUCUGGCGAAGGCAGAGACAACAAGCAAAGAAGUACUGGAGAUUGCUGCGCCGAAGAGAACGCCUGCUGAUGUUAUGGAGGAGUUGUUACAGUAG
Molecule: messenger RNA, 942 nt
Organism: Alternaria atra
Lineage: Eukaryota; Fungi; Ascomycota; Dothideomycetes; Pleosporales; Pleosporaceae
Exons: 1
Coding region: 1-942 (313 amino acids)
Source: RefSeq, a predicted model, not a curated record